CGUAUAUUUACUACCAGUUUCUGUCAUAACAACUAAAUAUGAAUAGAAAUAGAGUUUUUUAGUUGAAAGAGAUAUAAAUACAAAAGAAAUAUUAAUAACUAGUUUUUGGUCUAUUUAUUUGCAGCAAAUAUGAAUUUAAAGUGCCUUUUAUUCAAUUGCUUAACAAUUAUAUUAAUUGCCGACAAAUGUUUGGCCACAUUAUCGCAAAGUAGUCGUACCUCUAAAUCAAAGAGUGUUGUGGAGCCGAGAGGACCGGUCAACGAGUCUCUGGUCGACCGAAAUUUAAUCGUAACGAAUCCCAAAGUGAAAGAAAUACUCCGCGAAUACAAUGCAUACAAUUUAGAGACCACUUCUGUCCGCAAUUUUAACGGAACAGUUCUCGGAUAUGUCACACCUUGGAAUUCUCGGGGCUAUGAUAUCGCCAAACAGUUUGCCCUAAAGUUCACGCAUUUGUCUCCCGUAUGGCUUCAGGGAAAGCUCGCCGACGACGAGGAGACACUUAUUGUGGAGGGAACUCAUGAUAUCGACUUCAAAUGGAUGCAAACCAUUCGAGCGCUCAAUCCUGAUAUCAAGAUCGUGCCCAGAAUUAUAUUUGAGGGCUGGACUCACUCACAGUAUACCUAUUUGGCAACUCAUCCCGAAUUGGUUCCCGCGAUUGCUCGACAACUUUGCGAUUUUGCCAAAAAGUGGGAAUUCGAUGGCUUUGUGAUCGAGUUAUGGCAUGCGUUCGCUUCACAGCACCGGCCUGGCCGAAAGGGAACAUUCCUUAAGGACGACGCCGAAAGACUGGCCCCUUUUGUCAGAGGCUUUAGUGUUAUGACAUACGACUACUCCAAUACACAGAGGCCGGGCCCUAACAGUCCGUUUAAAUGGGUUCGCGAUUGUAUCAAAGCCUUGACACCCAAACAGACGUCGCCUAUUCGUCGCAAACUAUGGAUUGGUUUCAAUUUCUACGGCAAUGACUACUCGCCCACCGGUGGCGGACCUAUUGUCGGCUCACAAUAUAUUGAGAUUUUAGACAAAUACAGACCAAAACUCAUUUGGGAUGAGAUCUCUGGCGAACAUUAUUUUGAAUACAAGUCGGGAACGGGAAGGAAUCGUGUCUUUUAUCCGACUCUGUAUUCACUUCAAAAGCGGAUCCAAUUGGCUCAAGAACUCGGCACUGGAAUUGCCAUUUGGGAGAUUGGACAGGGAUUGGACUACUUCUAUGAUCUCCUAUAACCACACGAUUCAUAAACUAAUUAAUAAGUCAUUUAGCGAACAAUCAUUACAACUCUAAUCAAACAAAUGGCAACUUUUCAGUCGUUUAUCCAAUAGUUUAGCUCAAAAUUUUAAAUGUCAUAAUAUUUUUGCACAAAAAACUAAACGGUAUUAAAAAAUAUGAUUUUUAUUUACCGUAUUUUGUGGCG
This is a messenger RNA of Medioppia subpectinata, 1409 nucleotides long. The record is from the annotation of a GenBank genome assembly. NCBI's taxonomy places the organism in Eukaryota, Metazoa, Arthropoda, Arachnida, Sarcoptiformes, Oppiidae.